Messenger RNA from Acipenser ruthenus (sterlet), 2056 nucleotides. RefSeq names its product adaptor related protein complex 2 subunit sigma 1 (gene ap2s1). The transcript has 5 exons. Gene Ontology annotation, cellular component: AP-2 adaptor complex; membrane coat; intracellular membrane-bounded organelle. Bases 168 to 596 code for a protein of 142 amino acids. The record is from RefSeq and is a predicted model, not a curated record. Gene Ontology annotation, molecular function: clathrin-cargo adaptor activity. Gene Ontology annotation, biological process: intracellular protein transport; clathrin-dependent endocytosis. NCBI's taxonomy places the organism in Eukaryota, Metazoa, Chordata, Actinopteri, Acipenseriformes, Acipenseridae.
ACAAUGCUUUGCCCCAAGGCCUUGCCUGGAUUUCCUGCUUGGGUGAGAUAGCGGAGGUCUGAAGCAAAGGUCCUGGCGAAAAACGUAAAUAACAUUAUAUUUUACACCAGAAACAAAACCGUUCAAUUUCCUCUGGGACUUUGAGGUAUACGUAAGGCGUUUACAAAAUGAUCCGAUUCAUCCUGAUUCAGAACCGGGCUGGAAAGACCCGUCUUGCCAAGUGGUACAUGCAGUUUGACGACGAUGAAAAGCAGAAGCUGAUUGAGGAAGUGCACGCAGUGGUGACUGUCAGAGAUGCCAAGCACACUAACUUCGUAGAGUUCAGGAACUUUAAAAUAAUAUACAGACGCUACGCCGGCCUGUAUUUCUGUAUCUGUGUGGAUGUGACCGACAAUAACCUGGCAUAUCUGGAGGCUAUUCACAACUUCGUAGAGGUAUUGAAUGAAUAUUUCCACAAUGUCUGUGAGUUAGAUCUGGUAUUUAACUUCUACAAGGUGUACACAGUGGUGGAUGAGAUGUUCCUGGCGGGAGAGAUUCGAGAGACGAGCCAGACCAAGGUGCUGAAACAGCUACUGAUGCUGCAGUCUCUGGAGUAGGGGCACCGUGGGACUCCUCUCCCCUAACUCCCCCCUCCCACACCAGAGACACUACUCCCCCUGAGAACCUGUAAACCCAGGCCCUCCCUGAACGGAGCUAACCAGCCAAGCCAUAGCCCUCCAGUCCAUACCUAAGCUCUCAACAGCCCCACGAGAUCUCCUCCAGUCUCACCCGUGCGCCAUUCCAGACUUGUCUAAACAGCAAGUCUGCAGUGCACAAAGACUGAGCAUUUCAUAAUAUGUAGGUGUAAGGGUAUGUAACAAUAUACUGUACUGGAAGUCCUAUAAGCUACAUCCUAUACAGGAGUGGCCUCUUUUGGAUAAUAUUUCACCGACAAGGGUUCGACAAACCUCAAAGCAAUCCAGUUUUCAAUGCACUGUUCACUGUACCUCUCAGUUAGUGAUUAAGGGAUGAGGUGCUAAUAAUGAUCAUUUCCUACUAGAAUUGCUAAAGAUACACCUAGCAUGGGUCAGCUCUACAGUUCUCUGGUUAAUUCCCCAAAACCUUGUCUGAUGAAAUCCAAUGUGCUUUUUUUGUUUGUUGUUGAUCUAAUUCCAAAGUGUUGAGUUUUUAUGACGUUUGAAUUUAAUUUGGGGGACCAGGACAGAUUUAGGUCAGCAAUGCUCUUCUGCAGUGUUUAAAACUAGAGAUGGCAAUUCAGAGAUCUAGUUACAAGAAAUGGACCAACUACUCAGUCCACAUAUGUGUGUGGAUUAAAUAGCAGACCAACCUGCUAAGAGAUAUACAAGUUGCUUGAGCUAGUUUCACAAAACUAGAACCCAGUUCAUCUCACAGUGACAUCUGUACCUACACAAGUUGGAUGCGAGAAACACGUUUUGCAUCCAAUUUGCAUUGGCUAGAGAGAAGUGAUAACAUCCAUGCAGCAAUGUAGCAAGGUUUUGCCUCCCAUUACAAGACAGAUGGAGAGAGGUUAGAGGUCAACCAAGGCUGGUUGAUGGGAACCAUUGACAUCCCUCCCUCACCAAAAGGGAUGUAAUGCAACAAGGAGGUAGCAGAUAAGGAAAUACGUUUUACAGCAUAACUGUGGGGUCGAUUUUAAAGAUCUCGGCAGCAGUAGACUAACAGAAAUAAGUAAACCUGCUCUUUCCGCUGUAUAUGACUCUCUGUGCUUACUGCUCCUAGACCUGUCCCCAACUCAUUGCUGUGCUACAAAGCACACAGUCCAGUGGGUUGCAACUUAAGUGUUUGAUAUUAAGCCUCGUUUUUAGAAAGUAACACGUUACACAAGUUAUUUGUUUCUAUUCCCGCACUUAAAAGCGCAUGGAGAGGGGAGAGCAUUCCUGGUGUUUAGCCCAUCCAGUCCGUUUUGUGAGUUAGCGCGAGUGUAAAAAUGAAUCUGUGGUAGUGUUGUCUGCUCUUCAUGUUUACAUAUCUACUAUAUACACACUAUAUGUAUAUACAAUCUUAAUUCAUGGAAUAAACAUCUAUUAUGAAGAAA